ACUGCCCAUGCCCCCUAGCACCGGCUUAAGCGAAGAAAAACCGAAGAAAAGUCGUGAUACCUGUGUAAAGCUUUGAUUUAAGUCAAUUUGUAUUAUACUUCUAUAUGCAUAUGGACAUAAACGUAGUUUUAAUUUCAAUCGAAGUUUGAAAAAUCGCGGUACACUAUUGAUUAUCGAGUUUUUAAAUGUUAAUACACUUUUACUAUUUAUAACUUUUAAGUAUGCUAAGGUAUAAACAAGAGUAUAAGCUGUUUUAUAAACAUAAAUGUAGACCUAUACAUGAUUUAAUACAAUAUAACGGAGGGAUAUGGCGGAAUAUGACCAUCUCUUCAAAGUUAUACUCGUUGGUCAUAUCAAUUCUGGAAAGACCUCGUUAAUAAAAAGAUUCAUCGACGAUGAAUUCAAUGAUUCCUUUAAAGCGACUACAAGCGUCGAAUUUCGCGAGAAGACUUUAGAACACCAAGGACGCUAUAUUAAACUCCAAAUAUGUGAUACCCCAGGACACGAGGGAUUAAAUUCUAUAACCACUGAACAUUACAGAGGAUGUCAUGGCGUAAUGUUUGUAUUUGACGUCACAGAUCAAGCGUCAUACGACCGAGUAUUCGACUUGAUCAGAGAUGUUGAGCGGUACGCACCAAAAAAUGUAUCAAGAUUGAUGGUAGGCAACAAAUGCGACAUGACAGUUGUGAGAUGUAUCACUGAAGAAGAAGCAACUUCAGACGCAAAAUUUCACGACAUGAACUAUAUAGAUACGUCUGCUGAAGAAAGGAUAAAUGUGUCACAGGCUUUUACGUCACUUUGUGAAAGAAUGUUAAAAAGAAUGUCUAGGCAAGCUGCUGGGAAGAGUUCAAAGAGCGUUACGGCAAAUGGGUUGGCUGAUGUAAGUGAUAAACCAAAGAAAAACGGCCACGAUAAAAAAGACGGUGACGUUCCCAAAUGGGCUGGGAAACUUAUCAACGAAAUGAGUGAAAUGAAAGAACAACUCAAAAAUGUUCAUCAUCUCGAAGCUACUGGAGAAACGUUGUGUAAAAAGGUGGAAGAACUUGAAACAAAAGUUAACAGAUUACAGACAAGAAAAGUUAACUUCAAAGCGGCACAAUCAAAAAGUGUUACAAACUGAUUUAUUUUUAUGAGUUAAGUAUAUACUCGUUCAUGAAAUUAUAUGUUAAUUUGUCAUUAUGAUGAACAUAACGCAACGAUUAAUAUGCAUAAAUAACAGAUAGGGGCUGGUGUGGAUGAUUGUGGUCAAAAUAACUUUUAAAAUUAGCGUAAUAUACACUAGAAUAACCUAUCUAUUUGCUGUUUUCACCCCGAAGAUGUUCACCAUUUAAAUGUCUGUUUUGAAUCAACACAGAUUUGUACAGUUACUCAUUAAUUUUAAACACAGCCGUACUAUAACAACUCGUUUUCGUGCUACAAUGAAAAAAUGACCUAUUUAGUUACAUAUUUUGUUAAUAUUUUUAGAGUUAAUUACUAAUGAUUUGAAAUAUAUACGUGUUUGCAGAUAUGCUUAAGAAAACUUGUCUCUCAAUGAUAUAAUUGAGUAAUAUAUCUAUCACUAACUUUAGUAAAAAUAAACUCUAUAAUUAUUAGAAAAGAUUGCGCAUGUAUUAUAAAAAAGUAUUAUACCAUUCAAUAUAAGUAAAAAUUGUGAGAGGUCCGUAAGACACAACACCGAAAAAAAGUCACCAUUGCCGAGUAUAAUGAUAGUGGCAACAAUAAGCAAGUGAACAUUUUUUUCUUCAUUUUUUCAUUUCUGUGCACUUGCAGAUAGUAGUUACUUCAUUGUAAUAAAUAUUACGUCAAAUUGCUAGUAAUCUUGUUUAAAACAUUAAUCAUCACUCCUUAAUAACAAAUACCCUUCUGAAGCAGUAUCGGUUUAAUCGACACAGGAAAGAUGAUUUUUGGCCAACCUCGUGUAUUUAAAGCAACAGAACGGGACAAAACCUAUCUCAUCUGUUGGAGCGAUGAGAUGCAUAGACUAAAGUGAAGUAGCCUCUUACAAUCUCGUAGGAAUAAACGAUGGAUGCAAUUCUUGCACCUUACCCUUAAAGGCAUCAACCGAACCUCAAUGGGCAUGUUGUUGAACAAAAAUAUUUCUUGAUUUUUUUUAAUGCUAUUUUGUCAAAUUAUUCAAAUUACUGUGAAACUCAUUGCCAAAAAGUCUUAUUAAAUACGAAAAUCAUUCAACUAUGUAUCAAUAAACAUUAGCAUUGAUUCAAAAUAAUAACAUUUAACACGAAUUUACAUAUUUGUAACAUUUGUAGUAAGGAUUUCCUAUAUGGUUCACUAUAUAACACGUUACUUUCGAGUAGACAAUAAAUUCCAAAAGAACAAUGUUAACCAUGUUUGUAUAACCCUUUGUAAUGAAAUAUGACCUAACUUCCUACGAGUAAUGACAGUUUUUAUAUAGACUGAUCAACAAUAUAGAUAUGUUUUCAUAAACAGAUAUCGUAACGAUUUACAUUAAUGCGUAACAUCUAUUUAUAGGUUAGGUUAUUAAAAUCUAUCGGCUAUUUUAUAUAAAUUAGUGCUUUAUACAAAUUUAUUGUACACAUAAUGUAUGCGAUCGGAAUUUACCAAUAUUCUGAAAAAUAACGCGGUUUUAGAUAUAUUUAUCUAAUGUU
Ruditapes philippinarum (Manila clam) is the source of this 2627-nucleotide messenger RNA. RefSeq names its product ras-related protein Rab-13-like. The transcript is spliced from 8 exons. NCBI's taxonomy places the organism in Eukaryota, Metazoa, Mollusca, Bivalvia, Venerida, Veneridae. The coding region runs from base 308 to 1120 and encodes 270 amino acids. Gene Ontology annotation, molecular function: GTPase activity; GTP binding. The record is from RefSeq and is a predicted model, not a curated record.